AGGUAGGGGCAAUAAAGUCGAAUAAAACUAAAGCAGAGGGAGAGGGAGGGAGUUAGCGGUGCAUGAGAGAGCGAGCCAGAGUGAAGCCACUGCCUGGGGCUGCUGCGCUCUCCUUCCCCGGACCUUUCCCCCCCGUUUCUGCGCUGCUCACUUAUGGACAAUCUGCGCAGGAUCCGGCUUCUCCUUUUCCUGGCUUCAGUGCCUUUGUGCGGCGGGCAAGAUACUUCAGUGGAGAGCUGCUGCUCACGUGGAUAUGAAUGGGCAAGUCAAAAGAGAGACUGUAGUUCUCUGCCAUCGCAUCCUGAUUCCAAAGAAUGCAGCAUAGCUCAGGAACAAUGCUGCCUCAAUCAACUGGAGGAGCUGCAUUGCACAGCAGGAAUAGCGAUCGCCAGCAAGCAUGAAGACUGUGAUUCCGAUGAAGGCAAUACUACCUGUGAAGACAAAGUCAUUAAGAAAUGUUGUUAUUGCUGCUUUAUGGGGAAGGUGGCCCGAAAGCAAGGGAACAGCUGUGAGCAGAGCCUCCUGAUGGGAUACCAGUGUGGUUUGGUCUUCCGAGCUUGUUGUGUUGAGGGGCAAGAAAACUCUGACACAUUAACUGUUGAUGAUCCUAACAAAGAACUGGAUGCAGUAGGCCUAUCACCAGUGGAAGUUGAUAAUGAGGAUCUUUACCUUAAUGACCGCUGCAGAGGAGGAGGCCCUUGCACCCAGCAAUGUAGGGACUCCGGCUCCAGUGUUCUCUGCUCUUGCUUUAUGGGCUACCAGCUUCAGCCUGAUGGCUUCACUUGUGAAGAUAUGAAUGAAUGCCUCACCAACCCUUGCGCCAUUGGACAAAUUUGUAUCAAUACAGCAGGAUCUUUCCGCUGUCAGCGGGAGACCAGCUGUGGGACUGGUUAUGAACUGACGGAGAACAACCUUUGCAAAGAUAUUGACGAGUGUGAGACUGAUACUCAUAACUGCCUCCCCGAUUUUAUCUGUCAGAAUACUCCAGGAUCCUUCCGUUGCCGACCCAAGCAACAGUGCAGGAGUGGCUUUAUACAAGAUGCACUGGGCAACUGUAUUGAUAUCAAUGAAUGCUUGAGUGCGAACGCACCUUGUCCCGCUGGACAGACUUGCAUCAACACGGAUGGGUCUUACGCUUGCCAGAGGAAUGUGCCAAACUGUGGGCGAGGCUACCACCUAAACGAAGAAGGCACAAGAUGUGUAGAUGUGGACGAGUGUUUGCCACCGAAUCAGCCUUGCGGAGAGGGACACAUUUGUGCCAAUUCCCCUGGAAGCUACCGCUGUGAAUGCCGAGCAGGCUACUAUUUUGAGGCAAUCAGUAGAACCUGCGCUGAUAUUAAUGAAUGCCGACGAUACCCCGGUCACCUAUGUGCUCACAAAUGUGAAAACACGGCUGGCUCUUAUUACUGCAGCUGUACAAUGGGCUUCAAACUUUCAACGGAUGGGAGGUCAUGUGAAGACUUGAAUGAAUGUGAAAGUAAUCCCUGUAGCCAGGAGUGUGCUAAUGUAUAUGGCUCUUAUCAGUGCUACUGUCGUCGGGGCUACCAGCUGAGUGACAUAGAUGGCAUCACCUGUGAAGAUAUUGAUGAAUGUGCCUUGCCCACUGGAGGACAUAUCUGUGCCUAUCGAUGCAUUAAUGUUCCAGGGAGUUUUCAGUGUACUUGCCCUUCCUCUGGUUACAAAGUGGCCCCCAAUGCACGAAACUGUCAAGAUAUUGAUGAGUGUGUUACAGAAACACAUAGUUGCUCAUACAAUGAGACCUGCUUUAAUAUUCAGGGUGGUUUUCGCUGCCUUUCCCUGGAAUGCCCAGAAAAUUAUCGCAAAUCUGGAGAUACAGUCAGACAUGAGAAGACAGAUACAGUUCGCUGCAUUAAGUCCUGCCGACCGAAUGACGUCAACUGCAUGUUAGAUCCCGUUCACACCAUUUCCCACACGGUCAUUUCAUUGCCCACAUUCAGGGAAUUCACAAGGCCUGAAGAGAUUAUUUUCCUUCGUGCCAUCACGCCAGCAUACCCAGGCAACCAGGCAGACAUCAUAUUUGACAUCACCGAAGGAAAUCUACGGGAUUCCUUUGACAUCAUCAAGCGCUACAUGGAUGGCAUCACUGUGGGUGUGGUUCGCCAGGUGAAACCCAUCAUUGGCCCUUUCCAUGCUACGUUGAAGCUGGAGAUGAACUACGUCAUCGGAGGGGUUGUCUCACACCGCAACGUUGUCAACGUGCACAUCUUCGUUUCGGAGUACUGGUUCUGAUUCACCUUGCCACCUGGGCGGAAGCAGGAGAGCUUCCAAGUGAAACUCUGCCACAAACUCAUAGAAAAGUUGUGCACACCUUUUGGGGUGGGGAGGAGCG
This is a messenger RNA of Lacerta agilis (Sand lizard), 2350 nucleotides long. It is a transcript of the gene FBLN1, whose product is annotated as fibulin 1. Bases 154 to 2250 code for a protein of 698 amino acids. Gene Ontology annotation, cellular component: extracellular region. The transcript is spliced from 17 exons. Gene Ontology annotation, biological process: extracellular matrix organization. NCBI's taxonomy places the organism in Eukaryota, Metazoa, Chordata, Lepidosauria, Squamata, Lacertidae. The record is from RefSeq and is a predicted model, not a curated record. Gene Ontology annotation, molecular function: calcium ion binding; peptidase activator activity.